CAGUGGUCUCUAGGGCCCGGAGGGGGUGUGGCCUAGGUACGGCGGCCGCGCGGGGCCUAGCUAGUUUGCCGUUCGGUAAAGGAGCCGGGAGCCGGGAUGGGGAGCGAGCAGCGCGGCGCAGCUGGGACCGGCGCGGCGCCCGAGGGCGGCCCCGUCUUCACCCUGGCGGAGGUGGCGAAGCGCAACUCGAGCCGCGAGGCCUGGCUGGUGAUCCACGGGCGCGUGUACGACGUCGGCCGCUUCCUGGGCGAGCAUCCAGGUGGAGAGGAGGUUUUGCUGGAACAGGCUGGUAGGGAUGCCACAGAGAGCUUUGAAGAUGUUGGACACUCCACGGAUGCCAGGGAAAUGCUCAAACAGUACUUCAUAGGAGAGGUUCACCCGUGUGAUCGUAACAUUGAAGGCUCUAAGGAUCCAAACACGACACCCUCAAGCCAGUCAAGUUUCUGGUCAACAUGGCUAAUCCCCAUCUUCGGCGCACUGGUCAUAGGCUUAAUGUACCGAUAUUACAUGUUGGAUGGGAAAUCCUCUUGAUCUGGCCUCGCUGGAACCUUGAGAAGCAUGAGAGCACACGCAUGCAAGCAAGAGCUCUGGGGUUUUGGUUUUCUUAAACCUUGCAUAUUUUGUUCUUAGCUUUGAGUCUGUCUAGCAACGGUGGUGUCUGCAGAGCCAAGCUAGUGUUAGAGAGUCUGUCCUGACUCUGGGAUCUGCUGCCCUGUCUCACAUUCUCCUCAGUGUCUUUGUAUGUGUUUUUGAGGUAGGGGGUGAGGUGCAGUGUCCUAAUAUUCCAUUAUAUAUCUGGUCUGUUUCCCUGUAAUAAUUAAUCAUGGGUAACUUUUAACACCUUUUUGUUAAUCCCAACAAUGUGGAACAGCUGCUAGCAUGUGAGCCUGUGAAAUGCCUCUGUCUUUCAUGUGAGCAUUGUCAAAGAAACUGCAAGCUGUCUACGAUCCCCUCCAGCAAGCGUUCUGUGACUGAGCAGAACAGCUUUCCCAGUGCACCCAGGCAACAGUAACAGGAGCAGCAGGAAAUUGCUAGCUCUUGUUGUCUCUUCAUAUAUGUGGCUGUGUUUAAAUGGUUAAGCAAAUAUAUAUUUUAAAAAUGA
Messenger RNA from Caretta caretta (loggerhead turtle), 1102 nucleotides. It is a transcript of the gene CYB5B, whose product is annotated as cytochrome b5 type B. Gene Ontology annotation, cellular component: mitochondrial outer membrane; intracellular membrane-bounded organelle. The record is from RefSeq and is a predicted model, not a curated record. Lineage: Eukaryota; Metazoa; Chordata; Testudines; Cheloniidae. Gene Ontology annotation, molecular function: heme binding.